AUGGGUCUCAUCACCGGUCUUGUCUCAACAGUCGUCCACGUCGCCGCCGGCAGGAACCCCUACGGCCACAACCACAACCAGCAGCCCGUCGUCACGACCGCCGGCUACGCACCUGCCGGCCCCUCCGGCUGCAACCACGCCGGGCCCGGCGGCCAGCCCUGCGGCAUCUGCUCCGUGGCCCUGCCCUUCGGUAAGGGGCGCCAGCAGAAGAGGGAGCGCCGCGCGCAGAGACACGCCGCCAAGGCGCAGCGCUUCUCGGGCGGACGGUACCCCGCGUACGUCCCCGGCGGGAUGCAGUACCAGUACCAGCAGCAGUACGUCGGCGGACCGGAGGUGUACCGCGGCGGCAGUAUGAGGCAGGAGGAGGGUGUUUGGGAGGAGAGGAGGAGAGCUUCGACUGGUGCCGACGACGCGCCGCCGGCCUAUGAGGAGGGGGAGUCGUCGAGGGUGAUGGCUAGGAGGAGCGUGGAGGUUCUUGGGGAUGGUGAUGAGAAGCAUGAGUUGGAGUAG
Molecule: messenger RNA, 510 nt
Organism: Colletotrichum chrysophilum
Lineage: Eukaryota; Fungi; Ascomycota; Sordariomycetes; Glomerellales; Glomerellaceae
Exons: 1
Coding region: 1-510 (169 amino acids)
Source: RefSeq, a predicted model, not a curated record